This is a messenger RNA of Labrus mixtus (cuckoo wrasse), 1013 nucleotides long. RefSeq names its product OCIA domain-containing protein 1. The coding region runs from base 144 to 857 and encodes 237 amino acids. The record is from RefSeq and is a predicted model, not a curated record. Gene Ontology annotation, cellular component: endosome. Lineage: Eukaryota; Metazoa; Chordata; Actinopteri; Labriformes; Labridae. The transcript is spliced from 8 exons.
UUUUGUUUCCGGGUUACGUCAGUGUUAGCGAACGCAAUGUGACAUUGUGCAAAACAGAGAAGAAGUCAGUCCACUGUAUGGCUCACAUUUAAUCAUACCGUCUCCCUUUGAACGCUUGGAUUAUUACUGACAUUACCGGAAACAUGUCAUCCACCACCGCAGGUUCAGCAGGGGACGGACAGGCCAGAAGACAAGCGGCGCCGGUGGGCACCGAGUACAUCCCCACAGAAGAAGAGAGGAGGGUGUUUAAAGAGUGCAACAAUGAAAGCUUUUGGUACAGGUCUGUGCCCUUCUCUGUGGUCAGCAUGGCUGUCACUCAGGCCCUGGUUGCCAAAGGGGUCCUGACUGCAUCUCCAAGGUUUGGAACUCUACCCAAAGUGGCCUUUGCUGGCUUCAGUGGCUACCUGGCAGGAAAAAUGUCAUACAUGAGGACAUGCCAAGAGAAGUUCACGAGGUUAGAGAACUCCCCCCUGGGAGAGGCCCUCAGGCAGAGGACGGGAAUGCCUCAACAACUUUCAAAGGUCGCUUCUUCUGAGAUGAGUGACCCAGACUUGCAGUCAUUCGACACCAUGUUCCAGCCGGCAGAAAGCCAAGUCCCUAAAAGCUUUAAUCCAGAUUCGCCUGUUCACAUGGGCCGAGCAGAGGACAACAGCGCUCCAGUCCAGUCGUAUGUGGAAGAAGAGGAGCCCAGAAGGAAGGCCAGCCUCUAUGAGGACCUGAGGCUGAAGAACAGGGAGAACUACGAGGUGACGCUCACUCAGAAGGCCGAGACGCUGCUCCAAACAUCACCUGUGAAUGAGCCAAAAAGACCCAAGAAAGAGUCAAAGAACAUCUAUGGAGACACCUGGGAAGAAUGAAUAUCUAAUAUUUCUCUGGCAUCACGGUCUCUGCAGGACUGCUGGCAUCUCGACGGCCAUUUGUUGUUUGUUUUUUUACAAGUGUGACUAACCUUGUAUGAGUUUUUGUUCCCUGUGUUUCUGAAACAGAAGUAAUAAAACGUGUCUGCACAAGGA